AAAAGAACGUGCUUAUAUUCCAGAGUUGUAUGACUGACAACAUCACCCUGCACCUUUCCUCCUUCUUUAAACCCGCCUCCCCGCAGCAGGAAUCCGACGUGAGCUUCAUGCAUGAACAGCGUCACAGGGCGUCAACCAUGUGGACCACCCUUUCGAUACUACUGCAGCCACCCGCAAGCCCUUCCCGUCCAAACUGCUACUGGGCAGAUGAUCAAAGUCUCUUUUCCAAGACUCAUGAACUCUCCCGAGGCAAACCCAAAUCCGUUCAAAAAAACAAAACCGAUGUUUGCCGUCUGAACCUGAUGCUGUCCAUUCCUUGAGCAACACCAAAAACCCCAUAUGUAUACCGACAUAGUUCCCAAUCUCACAUAUCCACGUAGCUGGUCUCAGCUGUGGGACAUGAUUACUCCAAGAUGGGCAAACCGCCGAUACGGGACCUCUCACGGCAGGUCCGACCUGAAGAAUAACCCAACCUACUUUGGUUGUUCAACAGGCACCGCACCAAAGCAGAGAAACUGAAAAGCACUACCAUGCCCUUGACUAGCAAAAAUGCCGAACAACACAUUUCGGUGCUAGCAGCAUGCUGUGUCGAGGUGUACAAGCCCAGGGUUCCGCCUGGUGCUGUGACGUGCAGUGCUGUUGUGACCGAGGAUGUUCCAACCCGAAGCCACCCGAAGCUCGCCCAUCUAACCAUUGUUCCUGAGCUUUGCCAACGCAGCAGCAAUCCCCUCACUGAGCUCAGGCUCCUUCCUCUUCGCAGCGGGAGCCGGAGCCGGCGCCGGAGCAGAAAUCGAACUCCCCGCAGCCUGACUCACCCCUUGCUGCCCCCGCUCCCCCCCCUCAACCACCCUCAUAGCCUCCUCCCCCUCCUCAUCCUCAUCCUCAUCCUCAUCACUCCCAAACCUCACCUCCCCCACCACCUCCAAGCUCUUCCCCACCCUCCUCACCGCCCCCCACUCGUCUUCCUCACCCCUCCCCCCCUCCCCCCCCUCACCCCUUGCGUCCCCUUCCAGCACCACCACCACUCGGCACCCCCCGAUAGAAACCGCCCCCUCAACACCCCCUUUCCCCCCUCCCUCUUCCUCCCCUGAACGGGCCUCCACCGCCCUCCUCCAAGCCUUAACCUUCCUCUCCCCCCCCCCCCCACAGUCCCCAACGUCUCCCCAUCAGCAUUAACCGCUCCCCUCAAACUCCCAAACGUCCCCACCAGCGCCACCGCAUCCGCCUUGUUCACCACCCUCGGCACGGUCACAAACUCAACCAAACUCUCCGCAUACCCCGUCGCCUGCUGCCCCUUUAUCCCCGCCGCGCUUGCAUGCUCAUAGCUUUUAUACAGCUCGAGAUACCGCCCCGCCUCGGCCGCCGACCAACAUAAAAUAACAGUGACGUUAUUCACAAGGGAAGUCUUGGAGAGCUCGCGGAGGGAGUCCUCGUGGUUGGGAAUGUCGACAAGCACCAACAAGAUCCGGAGGAGGAACCUUUGUUGGAGGAGGCGGAUGCGGGUGUAGAUGUAUUCUGGGUGGAGGCGGUGGUAUUUAAGGCUCAGGAAAAGGGCGCAGGUGGUCGCCCCGAGGGCAUAGUCGGCUGGUAUGUCUGAGUACUCCCACGGUAUGGACUUUAUGCAGGCUAGCACUGGGUUUCCUUUUUGCCGCGGGGAUACGAGGAUUGAAGACCCCGAGCCGCUGGCUCGGGAGGGGAGGGGUUGGGGGGUUGGUUGGACUAUUUUUGGGGGACCUGACGCGGUGGAGGCGUGCCGCUGCGGUGGUGGUGGUUUUUCUACUCGCUGGGGGGUGGGUUGUUGGAUUUUGGGUGGGAGAAAGGCGGGCGGGCCCGGGGGUCGCUGUUGUUGCGGUGGCGAUGGUAGUGGUGGUGGUGGUAGUGGUUGUUUGUUGGUUUUGUUGUUAUUCAAAGAAGUGAUGGCAUCGGCUGAGGAAGCCAGGGCAUCCAAAAACUCGGCGUCGGCGCCAAAAUCGUCGUCCAUUUUUGUGGUGGUGGUGGUGGUUGGUGGUGUUCUCUCUGUCUGGCGAUGGACGAUGGCUUCGUUCGUUCAGUGACGCGCCAGGUGGGGCUUGGAAAGCCGCGCUGACACGUGCCAAGGAUCGGGGCUUCGGCAGUUGGCCGAGCGAGAGUGGAGACGACGUCACAGCAGUCGCUAAAAGCGGGGGUUGAAGGUGCGGGGGCCAUGAGAAUCAUCACCAGUGUCACUCUCGAGAUAUUGAAGGGCAGUUGAUAUCCUAGCAGAAUAUUUGUGCUUGUGAUGUGAUAAAAACAUGCCCAAAACGCCUCGAUAUCCAACCAUUCCCAGGGCAUCACUUUCCAGUUCUAAUCCAGGUCCUCCGUCUCAAAGCUCCUCCCCAUAAUCGCUCUCGCUAUAUCGAUCACCCCCCGUCAAAUUAUCAUGUAUCGAAUACAACGCCCUCAACCAAAAGUUCAACAUGCCCUCCAACGCACCAUACUCCUCGCACCCCAGCCCAGCACUCCCCAACUGAUCCCUCAGCCGUUCAUAAGCCUCAAUCAUAACCCAAACCUGCAGCGCCGACGUCUCCGAAUGCGUCCUGCUAGGCCGACUUGCCAGCGCAGAAGCCAGAUCCCUCGUAAGCAAAUCCAGACAUAUCUGCAGACUCAGAUUAUCAGGCGCCGGCGAAUUUGCGAUGCUGCCUGGCGGUGGUCGGGGUGAUGGUUCCGGGGAGAAGGACACAGGCUUAAAGUACACCGUCUCCUCCUCGAAGCUCACCAGCGUCCCAUCGUCUGAUAUCGGUGAGCUAGAAGCCGUAUCCACCGGGCGGGGGGCUCUCGAUUCAUCCCGCAAAUGGUCUGAACUUUGUCGGCGUCGGAUGGAUAACCGCCUUUCUUGGCGGGAUGGAGGCGGUUCUGAAUGGGAUUCGGAAUGUGACGCCUCACGAGCUGCGUUGUCUGAUUCCAAAAGAGCCCGGUAUUGUUCUGCGAUGAGUUCAAUGGUCGAUGCCCUGGCCAGCGCGUUGCUUGGUCUGGGAAUGCCCUCCAGCUGUCCUAUUGAGAAUAUGGGUGUCUUGGCUCGCCGUCUCAUGGCCGUCCUGGGACUUGCUGGGGCUUCCGAGUUGGAGCACAUUGACAUUCGCUUCUGGGCGUCACUGUCGCUGAUGACGAGGUGCGAAAGUUCGGGAACAAUCUGGCCUUCAUGUAGGGUAUCUAGUGAUUCUGCUGGCUGCAAGGCCUUCGAGGGCUCUGAGAGCGAGGGUUUUGAAGCCUUCGGGGACUGUGAGGGCUUCGAAGACUCCAAAGACACCGAAGUCUGCGAUGUCUGCGCGGGUUUCACGGAUUCAUCCUGUGGAUAAAAGCAUCCCCCAUUCUUGAAGAACUCUGACCAUUUUGGAUCGCUCAGGUCGGGAGAUGGCAACGACAAGACAGGCGGCUUGUCUGCGGUUUCGGAUUGAUCAUUCUUGGUGGAUGCUGAGCUCGAGAAGCCGAGCCGCCAGGAAACGGUGCUUCGUUGUUUUGACACGGUCUUUCUGAGCUUCUUUCUGAGUUUCGGCCCGGUAUGUCCUCUGGCGGGUGAGGCGACCAACAAACCGCCCUUGAGUUGCUCCAUUGCUGAUCAAAAGGAAUUUCCAGUUUUAGGCAGUAGAAAACGUGAACAAUGCGGGUUGAUAUCAAGGUAAGUGUGUGAGAGACACGGGUAGAACUUCCAGAAUGACGGGUCAAGAUGAAGGCUCAUCUAUGACUUAUAAACUUGGACGGGAGUGUGGUAGGAUUCGCAUAUGACGUCCGCACCAGCCCGGGGUCCAGCCCACCGACCCACCCAUCAAGUGGUCUACUCGGGACUUGGGGCCCGAUCUGGAUUCUUGGAACACUGGACGAGCAGCCAACACCAAAACAGGAUGCAGGCAUAGUCCCUGCAAAUCAUCAUGAGAUUGAAUCGUGGAAUUAUUCCUGUUGGACCCCCAGAGCGUCUGAGAAAAAGCCAAGACCCGCAUCAUGGGCAGGUGGCCCUGCCGCUGGGGGAGCGAUCAUGGUAGAAGAGUAGCCUGCACACAAAGUCCAGGGUUGGUGAGUCCAAGAACAGCCUGUCUCGAGUAUGUUGAUGGUGGCGGGACUCCAUCAUCCGUCAGCGGGAGGGGUGUGCUCUGCACAAGGGCGUCCACUUGACCGCUGCAGACUGUCGGCCGAGAUCUUAAUAAAGUUUCCUUUCUGAGCCUUAUAGGGCGGGACGCGACCUUUCAACCCGCAGUGGAAGGGAGGGGGGGGGUGGAUGCGUAGAUGGAUGGUGGCAGGAAACGUUAGAGCCAUCCAUAUAUGGUCUCGCGAGAAGCUAGGGAUCUGAGUCGAGGAAAAUGGCACCGCCGAUGUUUUCUGCCGUCCACGAGACACUUUCUGAAAAAGGGGACGAGGGCUGGGGAACCCAUCGGAAUAUAUCGUUAGAUCUUUGAAGAGGAAUGUCUUCUGGAAGCCUUCAGUUCUUCUUCGGGUCUCAGGGUUCUAUUCACUUUAACACUGCAGGGCUCAAAAUGCGGGGAAAGAGAAACCUCUUGAUGGAAAACAAUGGUUGGAGCCACUGCCGGCCAUUUGCUGAAACGCGGAGUGCAUGCAUGUAUUUUACCAAACUUGGGAUCUCAAGGGCUGGUGAUGGAUAGCUUGUUGUUGACCAUAACCCUACGACUACACUUGUGCAAUGUCGCUCAAGGGGCUGACGAAGGAAGAAAGAGACCGAUUCGGUGCCGGGCAUCCCGUAACCACAAGGAAUAUUCCGAUGUCUCGCCCGGCGGUGACGUCUUGUACCGCUUGUGGAUUUCUGUCAGCACCUUACUGACCGCAAGUCUCAAGACCGACCCCGGAGUUCCCGAUAAUCAGCUUUACGCUUCAACAUCCGACUCGAAUUCCUAGACAUCAGACUGUUUUCAACACCAACCCAAGGAAAACACAUAACCCCGCCCCUGCCAAAAGGCUGGCCACCGGGACCAGCUGAAGGCCAGCCGCAUACCGGGCACCCUUACCUCCGAAAGUCCGACCCGCCGCCGCCGGGAGCUCACACCCUUUGGCGCCUGUCACCCUUAGCUCAUGCUUGACAAACUUCUUUAUUCGUUAUUCCAACAGCUUCGCAACGGUCAACAGACACGAUGGCGAGCGGCAUCAAAUCACUCAUCAACAGCGCCAAGGCCCUCUACAUAGGCAACUCGGGCAGCAAGGCCGAGCUCCCGGACCUUUUUCCCGUCGUAGACAAGGAGAUCGACGGCGAGGAUUGCGACCGCGACUGCAGCAAUUGCGUUGUUCAGUACCCAAAAUCAUUCAAGAUUGACGAAACCGAUGCGCUCUACGGCUUUGUGAAAGGAUGGAGCACGCAUGUUCUGGUUGCGACGGGCAAAUCAGACUGGGUGCGCGAUGUUGCGGAUGAAAAGGGGAGCAUCAUGCAGGCCAUCUCGCAUGCCAAAGCUCCCAGCAAUGGUCGCCUCAUGGUCUCUGCCUCCAACAUUCCCACACCGCAUCGGACCACCUCGUACUCUGAACCGACGACCGUCCUCGUACUGCCUGCCUUCGCCGUCGUCGAAAACGUCACACCUGCUACUGUGCCUACAUUGGUGUCCAUAAUCAACGAUUCACCUACCAACACCUCGCCACUCGAGCCAAUUUCCAUCCCCCCAUCCAUGACAGCCCAUCUUCCAGAACCAACGCCUGCCAUGCUGAAGGACAUCACAACACGGCCGUCACCACAUCGCGCUCUUAUCCUGCUCUGCUCUCAAAAGACCCGCGAUGCACGCUGCGGCCAGAGCGCGCCUCUUCUCCGAAAAGAAUUCCAGAGGCACCUAGCACCACUAGGUCUCUACCGCGAUUUAGACGAUGAACGACCAGGGGGCGUGGGCAUCUAUUUUAUCAGUCACGUCGGAGGACACAAGUACAGCGCCAAUGUGAUGAUUUAUCGGAGGCCAGACGCAUUCGGUUUGGACGAGGUGGAGUUGGGCAAGCUGACCGAGGAGGAGAGGCAGCGUGUGGUGCCAAUCAAGCCACAGGAGGGCGAGGACGACUUGGGCGCAGCGCAAUGCAUCUGGCUGGCGAGAGUGAAGCCAGAAGACUGCGAAGGCAUCGUCAAAUUUACGGUUUUGCAGGGCAAGGUGGUGAAACCACAAAGCCAGUUGCGAGGAGGGUUCGAUAGAGGAAGAGGGUUGAUGAGUUGGUAG
This is a messenger RNA of Podospora pseudocomata, 6149 nucleotides long. RefSeq lists its product as uncharacterized. The record is from RefSeq and is a predicted model, not a curated record. The coding region runs from base 5094 to 6149 and encodes 351 amino acids. Lineage: Eukaryota; Fungi; Ascomycota; Sordariomycetes; Sordariales; Podosporaceae. The transcript has 2 exons.